Magnolia sinica is the source of this 1904-nucleotide messenger RNA. Its product is annotated as protein DETOXIFICATION 51-like. Lineage: Eukaryota; Viridiplantae; Streptophyta; Magnoliopsida; Magnoliales; Magnoliaceae. The record is from RefSeq and is a predicted model, not a curated record. The transcript has a single exon. Gene Ontology annotation, biological process: xenobiotic detoxification by transmembrane export across the plasma membrane. Gene Ontology annotation, cellular component: membrane. Gene Ontology annotation, molecular function: xenobiotic transmembrane transporter activity; antiporter activity. Bases 136 to 1722 code for a protein of 528 amino acids.
ACCGCGAUCUCCCUCUAUAUUAACGCCUCUCCCUCCCUUUCACCACUCAAGGGCGAGAGAGAGUAUACACAGAAAUACAGUGAAAUAGCGAGGGAGUGAAGGGAAAAACAGAGGAAGUAAUAUACACGGAAGAACAUGUGUAAUCCAACGACUCCAGCUGCCGAAAAAACGCCCCCACCACCACCGCAUAUCUAUCUAACGAUCGUCUCCCUCUCUAACAGCACAACCCAAAACCCAAAACCAUCCAAACAGCCCCAAACCCAAUUCCCUUCCCUUGCGGAAAUAUUCGCAGAGGGGAAAUCCCUUUUCGACCUCUCCUUCCCAAUCGCCCUUACGGCUCUCCUCCUCUACUCGCGCUCUGCCGUCUCCAUGCUCUUCCUCGGCUCGCUUGGUGACCUAGAGCUCGCUGCGGGCGCUCUCGCUAUCGCUUUCGCAAACAUCACAGGAUACUCUGUUCUGUCAGGCCUCGCGCUCGGCAUGGAACCGCUCUGCUCGCAGGCUUUCGGGGCCCGCCGUCCCAAGCUGCUUUCUCUCACCCUCCACCGCUCCGUUCUCUUCCUCCUCUCCGCCUCAAUACCCAUCUCCAUCCUCUGGCUUCACGUGUCAAAGAUCAUGUCUUUCCUCGGCCAGGACACCAACAUCACGGCCCUCUCUCAGAAAUACCUCCUCUUCUCCCUCCCCGACCUCAUUUCCUACUCCUUCAUCCACCCCAUACGCAUCUACCUCCGCGCGCAGGGCAUCACACACCCGCUCACAUUAGCGUCGUGCGCCGGGGCCAUCCUCCACCUCCCCAUCAACCUUCUGCUCGUCACCCGCCUCGGCCUUGGCGUCUCUGGCGUCGCGGCCGCUUCCGCCAUGUCGAACCUCAUCGUCCUGGCGUUCCUCGUCCUAUACGUGUGGGCCUCCAGGAUACACGUGCCUACGUGGGCCCCACUGAGCAGGGACUGCCUGACCGGAUGGGGCCCGCUCGUCCGGCUUGCGGCGCCAAGCUGCGUGUCGGUCUGCCUCGAGUGGUGGUGGUACGAGAUCAUGAUUAUCCUAUGCGGGCUCCUCGCGAACCCGAAAGCGACGGUGGCGUCGAUGGGGAUCUUGAUACAGACGACCGCGCUCGUGUACGUCUUCCCGUCCUCGCUCGGGUUCGCCGUCUCGACCCGGGUCGGAAACGAGCUUGGUGCUAACCAGCCCCAGAAGGCUCGGGUCUCGGCAUUCGUAUCCGUUUCCGUCGCGGCUGUCAUGGGCUUCCUCGCAAUGGGAUUCGCUGCCGGGAUGAGGAACACGUGGGGGAAGAUGUUCACAAGUGACGGCGAGAUCCUACGGCUGACGUCGGCCGCGCUGCCGAUCGUGGGGCUGUGCGAGCUCGGGAACUGUCCCCAGACUGUCGGGUGCGGAGUGCUGCGGGGUAGCGCACGGCCAAGCGCUGCAGCUAACGUGAACCUGGGCGCAUUUUACUUGGUGGGGAUGCCGUUUGCGGUGGGCCUUGGGUUCUGGCUCGCGGUCGGCUUUUGCGGACUCUGGCUCGGUUUGCUCGCUGCUCAGGUGUGCUGCGCGGGCCUGAUGCUGUAUGUUGUGUGGACCACAGAUUGGGACGCGCAGGCAAGGCGCGCUCAGGUGCUAACUUGCGCGGGUGGCGGAGGGGCAGAGGUCGUGGGGGAUGUAAGUGUGAUGCAGGUCGGAGGCGAAGGCGAGCCGUUGAUUUCGAUUAAGGUGGGCCCAUCAUCAUAAAAAGGGAAUACUGAACGAUAGGAGAGGAUUGAUGGAGAAGAUUAACGAGAUGUAAUUUGCAUUUUUUUAUUUUGUUGGAUUGUGAAUUAUUGAUUUUUGAUUUGGAGAGAGAGGAGGUUUUUGGUUUUUUUUUUUUUUUUUUUUUUUUUAAGAAGGGAAAGGAGAAAUUUUGUUUUUUUGUA